Messenger RNA from Helianthus annuus (common sunflower), 2922 nucleotides. Its product is annotated as alpha-L-arabinofuranosidase 1. Gene Ontology annotation, molecular function: alpha-L-arabinofuranosidase activity. The record is from RefSeq and is a predicted model, not a curated record. The transcript is spliced from 19 exons. Gene Ontology annotation, biological process: L-arabinose metabolic process. NCBI's taxonomy places the organism in Eukaryota, Viridiplantae, Streptophyta, Magnoliopsida, Asterales, Asteraceae. Bases 802 to 2841 code for a protein of 679 amino acids.
UUUUUUUUUUUUUUUUUUUUUGGUUUUGCACUUUUACAUAAUUAGCUAUUUUGUUACAGGUCACAAUUACAAACAAUUUUACCAAACGUGUUUUCCAAGUAUUGUUAUUAUAGCAUUUUUCAAUUAAUGGGUCGAUGAAUAAAAUCUUAGGAUAAUUGGAAUGGCAUUCGUCCUCAAAUUCUUUCCCGCCAUAACUGAUGUUGCCACCACAUCCACAAUCAACACGACCACUGCCGUAACCAGCUUCUUUUUUUUUUUUUUUUUGAACGGCAAAUUUGGAUCACUGACGGACCACUGGAGUAUCAUCGUGUCACCCGCGGAACCACCUGAUCAUAUCUAUCUCCACUAGGCAUAAUGUCUAUAUACCAAUUCAGGAGGAAACCCAAUAACCCUUCUUGUGAGAAUCGAACUCAAGACCUAUUGGUCUCAAAGCCUUAUCCUACCCUUAAAAUAUCACUAGGCUAUAAAGUCAUAGGCCUAUCUUUCAAAAAAAAUAAAGUCAUAGGCCUGACGAACCAGCUUCUUUAACAAAAAAAAAAAAAAAAAAAAAAUAAUAAUAAUAAUAAUGUACUUUUGAGGUUUACAAGAAAUAUAAACAUUUGAUGAAUGGUUGUUGGUGGGGGCCAGCCAAUAACAACUUUGUUGAUGCUUUCAAGUCUGUCUACCCAUAAACAAAAGGGAUAAGCUUUGCUUACGUGCAAUAACAUAAAACUUCCGUCCAUUGCCGGUCAACUUCUGCAUUUAAACGACACCACCUUCAUGACUUUCUACUGCAUGUAACCAGGCUACUGGAAAUAUUCAAUGUUUCUCAAAGAAGUAAUGGGUUCAAGUAAUGUUAUUGUUCAAGUUCUCAUACUUGGGCUUCUUAUUGGAUUUCGUUCUUUCAUUCAAUGUACUCCAACUUUGUCGGAUACAAACGCGCUACUGCUUGUUAAUGCUUCUCAAGGAUCCACAAAAAAGAUGCCGGAAAAUCUGUUUGGUGUUUCUUUUGAGGAGAUCAACAAUGCCGGUGCAGGCGGGUUGUGGGCAGAGUUAGUAAGCAACAGAGGUUUUGAAGCUGGUGGACUACAUUCUCCAGCCCUUAUUGAACCUUGGUCAGUUAUCGGGGAUUACUCGUUGGUACGAGUAGCGACCGACUUUUCUUCAUGCUUCAAGAGAAACCCUGUUGCACUUCGGAUGGAGGUGCUUUGUGACAGCAAUGCUUGUCCAGCUGGCGGGGUUGGUAUAUAUAAUCCUGGAUACUGGGGAAUGAAUAUUGAGAAAGAGAAGACCUACAAGAUAGUUUUGUAUAUUCGUUCAUUAGAUUCAAUAAAUGUGACAGUGUCAUUAACCAACUCAACCGGAGGGCAAACACUUGCGGCUACAAGCAUCAUUGCUACCGAUGUUUCAAACUGGACAAAGGUGGAAACUGUAUUGAAAGCAAAUGCAACUAAUCAUAACUCAAGACUAGAGUUAAAAACAAACAGAAAAGGAACCAUAUGGUUUGAUCAAGUUUCUCUAAUGCCCAUGGAUACAUACAAGGGGCACGGUUUCCGAAAUGAUCUUUUUAAGAUGGUUGCAGAUUUGAAGCCAGGAUUUAUCAGGUUUCCAGGUGGUAGUUUUGCUGAGGGAAAGUCUUUACUAAAUGCAUAUUGGUGGAAAGAUACUGUGGGCCCUUGGGAAGAGAGGCCCGGGCAUAUGAACGAUGUAUGGGCUUACUGGACCGAUGAUGGGCUUGGCUACUUGGAAUUUCUCCAGUUGGCAGAGGACUUAAAUGCAAUACCAAUAUGGGUAUUCAACAGUGGAUUCAGCCAAGAACAAGCGGUCGAUCCGUUCAACAUUAAACCUUUGGUGCAGGAUGCCCUUGACGGUAUUGAGUUUGCUAGAGGUGAUCCAAAUUCUACAUGGGGGUCUCUUCGGGCUGAUAUGGGUCACCCGGAACCAUUUAAAUUAAAGCAUGUUGCUAUCGGGAAUCAAGAUUGUUGGAGAGGAAAUUAUCGUGAAAAUUACCGUAAGUUCUAUGCUGCAAUAAAAAAAGAUUAUCCAGACAUUAAAGUGAUCUCUAACUGUGAUGGAUCAAGCACAAAGCUUGAUCACCCAGCAGAUCUGUAUGAUUAUCAUCUUUAUACUGGUGCGAACACAAUGUUUUCUAUGGGUCAUACAUUUGAUCUCACAUCAAGUACUGGUCCUAAGGCUUUUGUAAGUGAAUACGCUGUGACUUGGAACGAUGCCCGUUUAGGAAAUCUUUUAGCAGCAUUAGCACAAGCUGGAUUUCUUAUUGGCAUAGAAAAAAAUUGUGAUGUUGUGGAUAUGGCAAGCAAUGCACCUUUGUUUCUGAAUUUUAAUACUCCUGGCGAUAAGGGGUUUAGACCAGAUGCCAUAGUGUUUGAUUCUUAUCAGACUUACGGUACGCCAAGUUAUUGGAUGCAACAAUUUUUCUCAAUGUCAAAUGGUGCAACUCUUCUUGAUUCAACCCUUCAAACUGAUACACCAACCUCACUUAUGGCAUCCGCUAUUUGGUUCCAGAACCCGGUAGAUGAUAAAAAGUAUUUAAGAGUUAAGGUGGUAAACUAUGGGAGUAACAAAGUAAAUUUGAAGAUAACUUUUAAAGGGUUCGAUCCUCGCUUAAUAAAUUAUUCUAAGUCGUCAACAACUGUGCUCUCCUCGACUAAUGUUAAGGAUGAGAAUUCUUUCCAAAAUCCAACCAAGGUUUCGCCAGUUAAAAGCUUAUUCAAGAAAAGUAAGGACAUCAGUGUCACAGUCUCUCCAAAUUCUUUGUCUUCUUUAGAUUUGCAAAUAUCGUCUCAAAAUAUCGCACAGAUUGAUACAAAAAAUGAUGUUUCUUAUGCAUCAUCAAUAUAAAAGUGUAUAUCAUUUACAAAAUAAAAUGUAACUGUGACAGGCACAGUUGGCAUAAAUAAACGUAUUUAUUUGUCGAUCCUA